Messenger RNA from Chaetomium fimeti, 921 nucleotides. RefSeq lists its product as uncharacterized. NCBI's taxonomy places the organism in Eukaryota, Fungi, Ascomycota, Sordariomycetes, Sordariales, Chaetomiaceae. The transcript has a single exon. The record is from RefSeq and is a predicted model, not a curated record. The coding region runs from base 1 to 921 and encodes 306 amino acids.
AUGACGAAGACUGCCUCUUCGUCGCCAGCCCUUCGCCAUCUCCUAGGCGACAUGGACGAUGCGGCGGGGAGACACGGCAUCAUACCUCGAAGGGUCAAGGCAUCUCUGGAGAAGCACAUCGAGACGACCGGCCAGUUCGACCGUUUACACGAACACAUGUUCUGCGAAGACAGCACAUGGCAUCACAGUUGUCCAGACGGCGAAGACCUCCUCCGUCGAGCCGUACGCAUUGCUUCCCGCUCCGCCAAAAGCUCACGCAUGCUCAGCGACGAGCUGGCAUGGAACAACCACGUGCACUCUCUCCUUCUCGAUAUGCUCGUACAUGACAUGCAGGACGGUCCGGGCCAGGACGUGUUCGACUUCCUGUCUUGCACGACGACCAGCAUUGAGCCAACCUACCAUCGCUUCCCCGAUGCCGCGAGCCGCGUCGACUAUGUCUUCCAAUUCCUCCCCGAGCACGAUCCUACAAUAUCGUCAGAUGGCGACGUCUUGCCGGCGGCGUGCCCCUGCUUCAAUUGGACGACCGACCGACUCUUGCAGCAGUGCCCGUUGGGCAUCAGCAUCGAAACUAAGCGUUACGGCGGCGACACGGUCAAGGGCGAGCAGCAGCUGGGCAUAUGGCAGGCCGCGCACUGGGAGUUUCUCGUGUCGCGCGUCGGCCAAGACGCUGCGGAAGGACUCGAGUUUCUGCCCGGCAUCGUUGUCCAAGGCCAGACUUGGUCGCUUGUCGUGAGCACGAGGCGCCGAGGCGCGACGACGAUACUGUGCAGCGUCGAGUUUGGCAACACUGGUUCCGUCGUCGGCGUCUUUCAGGUCCUCGCCGGCCUGCGCCGCCUCCGCCGUUGGUCGCUCGACGUCCUGUGGCCGUGGUACAAGCGCCAUCUACCCGGUUUGCAAACCCACGACGUCCAAGGGGGUUGA